GCAACCAAGGCGGAAUCCAGCCCUCUGUUCGUUUCCGGCACCAUCAACUUCAAUUCCCAUCCCAGAUCCUCCGCCAUUGACAACCUGCACCGAAACAUACACCAUCUCCCCAACCGCCCACAAUGUCAAACCCAGAAGCCCAAGCCGCGCAGGCUGCGCAUCAGGCACUCAUCGAGCAACUCGACAUCCACUCAAUCCACAAGACCUUCCGCAACCCGCACUGGCGCCCCAACCAACGCCGCAACAAGAACAUCAAGGCCAUUCUGGGCGACGCCUCGCGCAAGGAAGCUUCCGUAAUCGCGACCCCUCAAGACAACAGCGGUGCGGCGACCCCGCUACAGGAUAACGACGGACUCUCCACAAGCGGCGCGUCAACGCCAGCCGCCCCCUCCGCGAGCGGCUCGGCCAGCCUCCAGCCGAACCUCGCCCAGGCGUCGCGCAGCUUGUCCAAACUUGUCCUCGAAAAGACACUGUCCGCGCCUUCGCGGCCGCCAAAUGGCGUGUCCUCGGCGCCCACUGCAACCUACACCAACAUUGAGAGCGCGCCCAGUCUCGCGCCGCUGAGGCACUACUGCGACGUGACGGGUCUGCCGGCGCCCUACAUGGAUCCCAAAACGAGGAUCAGGUAUCACAAUCGGGAGGUGUUUGCCAUGAUCAGGACUCUACCGCAGGGUGUUGGGGAGCAAUUUCUGGAGGCGAGAGGCGCACAUACCGUGCUGAAAUAAGCCCGAGGAAAGAGUGCAAAGGCCAGAUUCAGAGCGUGGUUGCUGCCAGGGCGAUGAAUUGCGCCAUACAUGUCUUGUGAUGUUCGACUAAGUCUAUCCUGGGUUGCGCUCCCGGUCAUUGCUUCUGCCCGCCCAACUCCAAGCCCGAGUCGCGCUCGCCUUGCUUUCCGGACUCGCGACUGCCUCCCCGGCCAUGCUUCCCUACUUUUGG
This is a messenger RNA of Chaetomium fimeti, 936 nucleotides long. Its product is annotated as YL1 nuclear protein C-terminal domain-containing protein. Lineage: Eukaryota; Fungi; Ascomycota; Sordariomycetes; Sordariales; Chaetomiaceae. The record is from RefSeq and is a predicted model, not a curated record. Bases 123 to 725 code for a protein of 200 amino acids. Gene Ontology annotation, biological process: chromatin remodeling. Gene Ontology annotation, cellular component: Ino80 complex. The transcript has a single exon.